This is a messenger RNA of Stegastes partitus (bicolor damselfish), 1521 nucleotides long. It is a transcript of the gene tph2, whose product is annotated as tryptophan hydroxylase 2 (tryptophan 5-monooxygenase). The record is from RefSeq and is a predicted model, not a curated record. The transcript is spliced from 11 exons. Bases 1 to 1521 code for a protein of 506 amino acids. Lineage: Eukaryota; Metazoa; Chordata; Actinopteri; Pomacentridae. Gene Ontology annotation, cellular component: neuron projection. Gene Ontology annotation, molecular function: tryptophan 5-monooxygenase activity; iron ion binding. Gene Ontology annotation, biological process: serotonin biosynthetic process; aromatic amino acid metabolic process.
AUGGCCUCGGCCCAUGUGAUGAAGGACGACCCGGAGCCGGUGCCGAAGAUGCAGCCGGCCAUGAUGAUGUUCUCCAGCAAGUACUGGUCCAGGAGGGGGCUGUCGCUGGACUCGGCCAUGUUCGACCAGCAGCAUCAGCAGCAGCAGAGACACACCAGGGGACAGAUGUCGAGACGUCCGUCCUUCUGUCCCAUCAACGAGAAGCCAGACAAAGAGGGAGCAGAGGAUUCUGGGAAAACAGCCGUGGUGUUCUCUCUGAAGAACGAGGUCGGCUGUUUGGUCAAAGCUCUCAGACUGUUCCAGGAGAAGAGGGUGAACCUGAACCACAUCGAGUCUCGGGUGUCGAGGCGGGUUCCUAACGAGGUGGAGAUCUUUGCAGACUGUAGCUGCAGCAAGAAGGAGUUCAACGAGCUGCUGGAAAACCUCAAAGACCAUGUCAACAUCGUGUCCUUCAACACACCGGAACAUGUCUGGGCUGCUGAGGCAGAUGGAGAAGACGUUCCCUGGUUCCCCAUGAAGAUCUCUGAGUUGGAUCAAUGUUCUCACAGAGUUCUGAUGUACGGUUCUGAGCUGGACGCUGAUCAUCCUGGCUUCAAAGACAACGUCUACCGCCAGCGCAGGAAGUACUUUGUGGAGGUGGCCAUGAACUACAAGUUCGGACAGCCCAUCCCUCGGAUCGACUACACCCCGGAGGAGGUGAGGACGUGGGGCGUCGUGUUCAGAGAGCUCACCAAACUGUACCCGACUCACGCCUGCAGAGAAUACCUGAAGAACCUGCCGCUGCUCACCAAACACUGUGGCUACCGGGAGGACAACAUCCCCCAGCUGGAGGACGUCUCCCUGUUCCUCCGAGAGCGUUCUGGCUUCACGGUCCGUCCAGUAGCAGGUUAUCUGUCUCCCAGAGACUUCCUGGCCGGUCUGGCCUUCAGAGUGUUUAACUGCACGCAGUACGUUCGUCACAGCACCGACCCGCUUUACACACCAGAACCAGACACCUGCCACGAGCUGCUGGGUCAUGUUCCUCUGCUGGCUGAUCCAAAGUUCGCCCAGUUCUCCCAGGAGAUCGGACUGGCUUCACUGGGAGCGUCGGACGAGGACGUCCAGAAACUGGCCACAUGUUAUUUCUUCACCAUCGAGUUCGGACUCUGCAAACAGGACGGUCAGCUGAGAGCUUAUGGAGCGGGCCUGCUGUCAUCGAUCGGAGAACUCAGACACGCUCUGUCCGACCAGGCCUGUGUGAAGAUGUUCGACCCGAGGACGACCUGCAACCAGGAGUGUCUCAUCACCACCUUCCAGGAUGUUUACUUCGUCUCCGAGAGCUUCGAGGAGGCCAAAGAGAAGAUGAGGGAGUUUGCGAAGACGAUAAAGCGCCCGUUCUCGGUGUACUACAACCCGUACACCCAGAGCGUGGACCUGCUGAAGGACACGCGCAGCAUUGAGGACGUGGUUCAGGACCUGCGCAGCGACCUGACCACCGUCUGCGACGCUCUGGGCAAGAUGAACACCUACAUGGGCAUCUGA